Messenger RNA from Otolemur garnettii (small-eared galago), 1102 nucleotides. It is a transcript of the gene CXCL9, whose product is annotated as C-X-C motif chemokine ligand 9. The record is from RefSeq and is a predicted model, not a curated record. Gene Ontology annotation, biological process: cellular response to lipopolysaccharide; chemokine-mediated signaling pathway; neutrophil chemotaxis. Bases 44 to 427 code for a protein of 127 amino acids. Gene Ontology annotation, molecular function: chemokine activity; CXCR chemokine receptor binding. Lineage: Eukaryota; Metazoa; Chordata; Mammalia; Primates; Galagidae. Gene Ontology annotation, cellular component: extracellular region. The transcript has 4 exons.
UGAAAUCCAACACAGGCGUGACCUAGUAGAACUCCAUUCUACCAUGAUGAAGAAGAGUGGCGUUCCUUUCCUCUCCAGCAUCAUCAUCCUCGCUCUGUUUGGAGUUCAAGGAACCCCAGUCAUGAGGCACGGACGCUGUUCCUGCAUCAACCCUGGCCAAGGGACCAUCCAUUGGCAGUCCUUGAAGGAACUUAAACAGAUUGCCCCUAGCCCCUCCUGCGGGAAAACUGAAAUCAUUGCUGCAAUGAAGAAUGGAGAUCAAUUAUGUCUGGACCCAGAUUCAGCAGCUGUGAAGAAAUUAGUGAAAGAGUGGGAGAAACAGAUCAGCCAAAAGAAAAAGCAAAAGAAAGGGAAAAAAUAUCAAAAAACCAAGAAAAUUCUGAGAGUUAAAAAAUCUCAACGUCCUCGUCAAAAGAAGACUACAUAAGAGACCACUUUACCAACAAGUAUUUUGUAUUACAAAUGUUUCAUUGUAAUGAUACUGAAAUAAUUUCAAAAGAGGAUGGCAUCUAAUACAAAGGCUUGUUAAUUUGAUUAGAAAAUUAAAAUAUUAUUUUGAAAUUGUAACUAAAGCUAGAAAGUCGAUUUUAAAAAUCUAAAUGUUAAGAAUUGCUGUCUUUGGUCUCUAUCCGCAACCAGCUGAGUUUCAUCAUGCUUAAGAUAACAAUCUUAGUAAAACCCCUGUCUGGACAGAUGCCCACACUACCGCAUCCUACACACAGCAGCCGUCUGGGAAAGCUUCCUGGGCCCCCAAACUGUGGCCUCCAGAGAGUAUUCUGAGGCAUGAGUCUGCAAGCACCACGCCUGUUAGCACGCUGGGAGCCAAGCAGUUUGAAGUGAACUGGACUUCACCAAGCUGCCAGUGGCCAGAGUCUGCAUUUGAAUCUGCCCACAGCCCUCACAUACGAUGUCCAGAUGUCCAGAAGAUCCAAGCUGGCUGUGUCUGGGUAUUACCACUGGAGACCACCAUUUGUCCGGCUUUCAGAGCCUCCUUCUUAGCAUUUGAAGGCGUGUGGCUGCAUCUUGCCUGCCCAGGCUGCCCACUGUACUUGUUACUGUUGCCCUUUGCUUCCUUCGAGCCCGCUCUCCUCCCGCCCACUCA